AUGUACGACGAUGUGGGGACGUGCACGUGCUCCUGUGGAGAGAACUGGAGAGCGUUCAACAUCGUGGGGCAUGCCUCGUGCGUGCCAUGGGCCGUCUUCGAAGCUUUCGGCUCUGUGGGCCUGGCCUUGUCUCUGGUGCAUCUCGUUCACGCGGCCUACAACUUGAAACAGCAGCGUCGCUGUGAGGCCAUGCAGAGCGAUCGCGGGAUGGCGGUGAGGAUGCGUGUCGACGUGUAUCGCGAGCAGCUCAGCAUGAUUACCGUCAUCCACGCGCUCGUCAUAGGCCUGUACUUUGCCUUAGGGCUGUGGCUACCAGACGAGAGCGUGCGGUGGUCGGCGGUGGCCCUGGGAGUGUCGCACAUCUUGUCGGGCAUAGGGGCCGUUCUGACAGUGCAGGUUCUGAUUCGGAGCGUUGAUCCGCGCCUCCUGAAGAUGGACGCCGUCAUCCUCAAAGCGUCGGCCGCGCUGGCGCACCCGGUGGGGCGGUGCCUUACCUUCUCCAGCGUGUCCAUUGGAGCAGUAUUCUUGAUUUUCCUGACAUUUAUCGCGUGGACGGGGCAGGGCUACAAGAUUGCCGCCAUCGCGUACAUAGUUGUAACCGUUCUACGCAUCCUGCUCAUUGUCAUGUGCAGCCGUUCAAUGAUCAACAUUAUUGACGGCUCGAUGGCGCGCGAUAUCGCCAGUCAAAAGGCGCAAGGCGCUCAGAGGGGCCGCAGUGUCCUGAGCGGCGACAGUACUAGCUUCAAGAAGAUAAAGGCUGACCCCAAGCUUGCGGCGGCGAAGAGAACGAUCCUCUCGGCGCUGUUCUUCUGCAUCACCCUGACGAGUAUCGCUUCAGCUUUCCUCAUCUUCGCGCUCACGACAGAGUAUGGAACCGAUAACCCGAUCGUGUUUCUGGCCUUGCCGUUGGCCUACGGCCCCCUGAUCGCGCUGUCGUUUCACGUACAGCUGCACUCGAAGAGAAACAAGGCGCUCCUACGGCGGGUUCCCGUGCAGAACCCUAUCGCCACGAAAGGAGAAGUUAUUGGCUUCGGCAGUGGUGAUGGGUUCAAGAAAGCCUCCGGAUCCGUGGGGACCACCACCAGCGCCAAAUCGGGCCGGAACAACACAACAGGCGGUCGUGUCGUGCCGACCCAGGGUACAGCAGAAGAGGGGGGGGAGGGAGGGCAGACGCCGGCCUCUCCGGCCAAAGAUCCAGUUUGCGAAAUAAUAGGCAUGGUGCAGGAGGAGGAGGUAUAG
This is a messenger RNA of Ectocarpus siliculosus, 1239 nucleotides long. NCBI's taxonomy places the organism in Eukaryota, Phaeophyceae, Ectocarpales, Ectocarpaceae. The record is from the annotation of a GenBank genome assembly.